This is a messenger RNA of Pieris napi, 1293 nucleotides long. RefSeq names its product CBY1-interacting BAR domain-containing protein 1 (gene Fam92). The coding region runs from base 129 to 1121 and encodes 330 amino acids. The record is from RefSeq and is a predicted model, not a curated record. NCBI's taxonomy places the organism in Eukaryota, Metazoa, Arthropoda, Insecta, Lepidoptera, Pieridae. Gene Ontology annotation, biological process: cilium assembly. The transcript is spliced from 8 exons. Gene Ontology annotation, cellular component: ciliary basal body; ciliary transition zone.
UACAUAGUAUAAAUGCGUAAACUUUUGGUUGGACUUAUAGGUUGUCAUGACAACAAAAAUAUUCGAAACAUUCGAAUAUCGAUGUAAAUAAUUAUAAUAUUUUUUAAGUGAAGAAAAUACAAUAAAAAAUGUUUCGAGGAGAUAAUUCUCAUUCAUUGAGUUAUGAACAACAGUCAAAGUUUAUUUUGGAUCGUAUAACUAACGUAGAGAAACACUUUGGUGAACUUUGUGUCGGUUUCGGUGAUUAUACUCGGAAAACUGCUAGAUUACGUGACAUGGGAGACGAACUCGCAAAAAUAUUUAAGGAGUAUGCUAAUAAUGAAUUAGUUAACAAAUCCUUGAGUACUGGUUUAGACAAUUUGUCUUUAACAUUAACCGCUAUAGAGGAAUAUAGAAACUGUGCUGUUCAACGCUUGGAAGCUAAGGUAAUUGGGGAGUUAUGCCAAUACGAAAAUAUUUGUAAACACGCCCGCGAAGAACUGAAACAUACUAUGAGCGUUCGUGAGAAAGAAAUGGCGAGGAAGAAGAUUCUUGACAAAGCUCGAGAAAGGCAACCAUUUAAUCGACAACAAGUGACAUACGCCGAAUCCGAGCUCCUCAAAGCAUCAGCUGAGAUGUCGCGUACAGCUAAGGGUCUCAGCGAGCUGACAGAGUUCUUUGAAAAACGCAAGUUGCAACAACUGAAGGGUCUACUCACAGACUUCGUGAUGGUGGAAAUGACCUUUCACUCGAGGGCUGUGGAACUGCUCACUGUUGCUUAUCAGCAAAUUGGUGAUAUCAACGAUAAAGCUGACUUAGAGUUGUUAUUGACAGGACUUUCCGAAAAAGAGGAACCAACGAACUUCAAGCGGAAGCUAAAGUCCCCAGAAAAGCCAGUGAGCACUGGUAUUUCGGCGAGAUCUUCUUCGCUUGCGUCACUCAUGUAUCCACAAAUGUCUCCACAAAAAGACGAUGACUCCUCGAGUUUGGGAAAAAUGCGUUCACCGGAUAAAAAUAUGAAAGCGAGAUCAAGCUCUAUAGCAGCACUCAUGAACCAUUCAACUUCGAAAGACGAAGACACUGUUUCGGAAACAGAAGACUCUGAAGAUGAAAGUUCUACGGAAGAGUCCGAAUCGAAAUAAAUGUGUUUGAUCAUAGAGUACAUUAUAAUGCCUUGUUUUUAUAUAAUAUAGACUAGUGUAAGUAAUAAAAAUGUGUUUUAAAAUAUUGUUUAUAAAUAAUACUAUCCACGCAAUUUAUUUAUGGAUCAUUUGACACCACAUACAGGUCAUCGACGGAGGAGCUAAUCAUAAU